Porites evermanni is the source of this 351-nucleotide messenger RNA. The record is from the annotation of a GenBank genome assembly. Lineage: Eukaryota; Metazoa; Cnidaria; Anthozoa; Scleractinia; Poritidae.
AUGUCUCAGCUCAGAGCUGAUUUGUCUGUGUACCGAAGAGCUAAACUUGAACCUAGGGACGUGGAAUCGAUAUGUUUGGAUGUCAAGGACGUCAACAAUAGCCGCUUUCUUGUACGCGGCUGCUACAGAUCGCCAGGCAAAUGCAAUGAGUUAGAAUUUAUGGCUUCGAUGUCCAGCGCAGCCGAACUGAUGUAUAAAACCCGAAAGGAACUCCUUUUCAUUGGGGAUUUUAACCAAGAUAUGUACACGAACUUUGUCGAAAAUCGACUUCCUAAUAAAAAUCUAGUUGAUUUUUGUCAUCGGUUUUGCUUCUUAAAAAAAAAUAACGGAGCCCACACGGGUAACAGAUAG